AUGGCGUUUAACGAUGUUAAUCCUCCAAGAGAAGGUGGAAAUGUAUGGAGUGCAGGCUCUCGUGGUUCACGUGGCGGUUUUGCUCGUUCAGAUAAUAAUAACAAUAAUAAUAAUUAUGAUGAUGCAAGAGGAGGAGGAUCAUAUCGUGGAUCGUAUCGAGGAAGAGGUAAUGGUGGUGGCGGUGGUGGUGGUGGUUUUGGAUUUCGACGACAAAAUAAUAAUGAUGACGACGAAAUAGAAAUACUUAAAGAAGCAAUAUUUAUUCAAAACUUACCAAAAAAUAUCACUCGAGAUGAUAUUCAAGAAGCUUUUUCAACUGUUGGACCAAUAAAAAUUGAUGAACGAUCAAGUGGUCCAAAAAUUUGGAUUUAUAAGGAUCGUAUGACUGGCGAAGGAAAUGGUCGAGCUACAGUUACUUAUGAAGAUGAAGAAACUGCUGAUAAAGCUAUUUCAGAAUAUAAUGAUCAACAUAUUGGUUCUAUAAAUUCUGUUGUGCGUGUUCAACUUGCUCAACGUCGUAUUCGAAAUAACGAUAAUAGAGGUUUUAAUAAUAAUCGAGGUUUUCGUGGUGGUCGAAAUAAUUGGAAUAAUGACUCUCGUCCAGGUGGUAAUCGUUGGAAUGGUGGCAGAGGUGGAGGUUUUCGUGGUAGAGGAGGUGGUGAUCGUGGUGGUUCAUAUGGUGGAGAACGCGGUGGUUCAUAUGGUGGCGAACGCGGUGGCUCGUAUGGCGGUGACCGCGGUGGUUCAUAUGGUGGAAGUCGCGGAAGCUCAUUUCGUGGUAACACUCGUGGCAAUAAUAAUUCAACAUAUUAA
Molecule: messenger RNA, 813 nt
Organism: Adineta steineri
Lineage: Eukaryota; Metazoa; Rotifera; Eurotatoria; Adinetida; Adinetidae
Source: the annotation of a GenBank genome assembly